This is a messenger RNA of Eleginops maclovinus (Patagonian blennie), 1330 nucleotides long. RefSeq names its product cAMP-responsive element modulator-like. Gene Ontology annotation, biological process: regulation of transcription by RNA polymerase II. The record is from RefSeq and is a predicted model, not a curated record. Gene Ontology annotation, cellular component: transcription regulator complex; nucleus. Bases 74 to 394 code for a protein of 106 amino acids. Lineage: Eukaryota; Metazoa; Chordata; Actinopteri; Perciformes; Eleginopidae. Gene Ontology annotation, molecular function: DNA-binding transcription factor activity, RNA polymerase II-specific; RNA polymerase II cis-regulatory region sequence-specific DNA binding. The transcript has 3 exons.
CCGCAGUUGGCUGUGGUAACAUUUCAGUCAGAGGGAACGCUCACAAGGAGGCAGUUUCUCUGCAAGAGGAUACAUGAUGGCUGUAACUGGGGAUGAGACAGAAGCAGGCACCUCAGGUGACUUGACAGCAUGCCAGCUGCAGAACACCAGCUCCAGCCUCCCACAGGGGGGAGCCGAGACCAGCACUCAAGGUUUCAUGAAGUCGACGGACCCCUUACAAAAGAGAGAGCACCGCUUGAUGAAGAACAGGGAAGCCGCCCGGGAGUGUCGGCGCAAGAAGAAGGAAUAUGUCAAAUGCCUUGAAAAUCGCGUGGCUGUGCUCGAAAAUCAAAACAAGACUCUGAUCGAGGAGCUAAGAUCCUUGAAAGAUAUUUACCGACACAAAGUCGAGUGAUUCUUCUGAUCGUGUUUGUCUGCUACUUUGUGGUGUCUUCAGGACUGUGGUUUUUUCUUAUACAGACACACAUGCACACUCAAACAAAAUGCUCCUUGUCUUUGCUGUACAAUGUGUUUACACGAUGAUGUCAAUGUUUUCUGGCUCUGAAUAAUUCAAUGUGCCACCACCAGCAAAAAUAAGAACCUUCAGGGUUUUUUUUCACAAGUGAGUAUUAUGAGGAGCUUAUGUCCAUUUGAACAGGGAUGCUGCCAAAAGAUACAGGGGAAGAAAGAAGGACUAUAUGGACAUACUGCUGAAACGCAUUGACUUUCUAGAGGAGAAGACUAAGGAGCAGAGGGCAGAGCUGCAGUGCCUGAAGAACAGCACUGCAUUUGACAUUCCUCAAUGAUGACGUUUUUUACCCAUUUGCUCUAUUAAAAUACUAUAUUAAUCGCUAGUCUUUGUGAUGGUCUGUUGUGCGUUGCUGUGGCAGUUUGUUCAGGAAAUGCUGCCAAAAAUACUCAAAGGAAAUCGGGUCAUCAGGGCUUCACGUCGCAAUUUGUGUCUUAUUAGAAAUCCAGGAUUUGACAUCUACUGUACCGCAUAUUCUUUUUUAGAAACCUACACCAGGAUCUGUUGUGCAUCUUUAUGUUUCUGCUUCUUACAUGUUGCGUUAUUAUUUAUUUGUGCACAUUUACCCCUUUAGUUGUUAUAGUUUCAAAUACUGGUGCAUCGUUGUACCAAAAAAAUGAAAUCUUUAAAUGAAAGUUUGGUUUAGAAAUACAUCAAGGUGGAGCUGUGUGAAUUAUCUGUUUUAACUUAAAUGUUUUUUGCUUAAUCUAAGUAUACAUGGCUGAUUUGAAGGUUAUUUGUCACCAUCGUUUAAAUGUUUUGAUCACAAACGUCUUACAGACAUGUUUAUUGUAUUUGCUUUAAUAAAGUUCUUGCUCUGUU